CCGAUCUUGAACUUUGUUGUGUACAUUCCUACCAGGCAGCAAAGCCCACUCAAUGUUUUUGACCAAUCAGGCAAAUCUCGAACCAAUUCAUUCCUUGUACCAAGGUGGGGUGGCAUUAUCAUAAAGAACGUCGAGACUCCUCCUCCACCUGCUAUAAAUAAAACUUUGGAAUUCCCAUUCGAUUACGAGAUCCAGUUGAAGGAACUAUUCUCCGUCGUUGUACCACAACUGAAAGUGCUGCUCGGUUUUAAAAGAUUGGAUUCGCAUAGGAUACUGAUGAUGAUGAUGAUGAUGAUACAGGAGUUGGAUGUUUGGUUGACGGAGCAUACAAUCGAGAACAUAGGCAAGUCAUCUGCAACUCUCAACUCACUAUCACAGCUACUCAACCAUAUCAGUAACAUCGUUAUUAAUGAUGACGUUGGAGAUCAGGUUUAUGUGAAUUUGGCAGUCAGUUCGGUAGAGAAUUCUCUGAAACUUUUAAAGGAUGGUUCAUUGAAGGAGGCCUACCUUGCUAGCAGGCAGGCCUUACAAUCCUCUGAGAAAGCUUUCUUCGAUCCAUCUCUAUUAGAACUGCUGUACUUCCCCGAAGAUCAAAAGUUCGCAAUAUACAUACCAUUGUUUCUGCCGGUUGGAAUUCCUGUAGUUUGUUCAGCAUUUCAAGCCUUCAAGUAUUUUAAGAACAAAAAGUUCGGCCUGAAGCAACAUAACGACUGA
Messenger RNA from Helobdella robusta, 714 nucleotides. RefSeq lists its product as hypothetical. The transcript is spliced from 6 exons. NCBI's taxonomy places the organism in Eukaryota, Metazoa, Annelida, Clitellata, Rhynchobdellida, Glossiphoniidae. The record is from RefSeq and is a predicted model, not a curated record. Gene Ontology annotation, cellular component: GPI-anchor transamidase complex. The annotation marks the transcript as partial. Gene Ontology annotation, biological process: attachment of GPI anchor to protein.